Molecule: messenger RNA, 618 nt
Organism: Botrytis fragariae
Lineage: Eukaryota; Fungi; Ascomycota; Leotiomycetes; Helotiales; Sclerotiniaceae
Product: putative 40s ribosomal protein s25 protein
Exons: 3
Coding region: 101-394 (97 amino acids)
Cellular component (GO): cytosolic small ribosomal subunit
Molecular function (GO): structural constituent of ribosome
Source: RefSeq, a predicted model, not a curated record
UCGGCACACACAAGCCCUAAAUUGAAAAAUCAAUCCACCUCUAUUGAAUUGAUCUUGAGAGAAACAUCCAUUUUCUUCACGACAACAUCAAACCGACAAAAUGGCACCAGCAAACACCGGCGCAAAGAAGCAAAAGAAGAAGUGGUCCAAGGGAAAGGUCAAGGACAAGGCUCAACACGCCGUCAUCCUCGAUAAGUCCACUUCCGACAGACUCGCCAAAGAUGUUCAAUCCUACCGUCUCGUCACCGUCGCUGUUUUGGUCGAUAGAUUAAAGAUCAACGGAUCUUUGGCCAGAAGAUGUUUGAAGGAAUUGGAGGAGAAGGGACAAAUCAAGAUUGUUGUCAAGCAUCACGCCGGUGAUAUCUACACCCGUGCUAUCCAAGCCGACGAGUAAAGAAAUCAAUAAUCGGAAAACUUCAAAACGAUCAAGGCAAUACACGAUGGUCAUGACCUCGUCUUCGAAAUAAUCGACCAAAAUUACGAUUAUGGAUUGUACGUGGACGUUUUGGCAUGAGAUAUCCGGAUGGGUUUUUACAUUAUGACUUUUCCUCGGGCUUGUUAGGAAAGGCAGGCAGGUGUAGCAUAUCGAAUUCAGCCUUUUGCUUAUUGAUGCCAAAU